CGGCGGCUCCGCGCCGCUCCGCGGUGAGGCUCGGGCGGCCCGAGCCCGCAGGGGUGCUGGUGCCAGAAGAAAAGGAUGAUUGAUGGGGAACAGAGACCAGCCUAUAGACACUCACCCUCUUCCUUCGGAUACUGAUUUAUCAGUGUGUCCAGGCAUCCCCUGCGAGCCCUGAACACGGAGGAUCACUCAGGGUUAUCGGCAGUGUAGCCGAAGACCUGCAACUUCACAAAUUAUUACCUGCUGUUGGACAUCUUUUACAAGAAGCCCUGACAGAUAAGUUAUAAGAUGAAGGACAAGCACUGCAAGGCUGUGAAAGGCUGUCAUCAGGGCCUGGGUGGCUUCUACCAAAGUCUUUAACAUAGCGAAACAAACGUCCUAUCCGUUUGAGUUGGAACCUAUUUUAUAAAUAUAUAAAUGUAUAUGUACAUAUAAUCUCUAGACUGCACAUACGCCAGCACUGAGCACCCUUACGAAGCUGACAUAAAAGGAUUUAGAAAUGUAUUUGUCAAGAUUCCUGUCACUUCACGCCCUCUGGGUUACUGUGUCCUCCGUGAUGCAGCACUACCCUUCUGUGUGGGGACACUACGACGUGUGUAAGACUCAGAUUUACACGGAAGAAGGAAAAGUAUGGGAUUACAUGGCCUGCCAGCCAGAAGCCAGAGACAUGAUCAAAUACGUAAAAGUGACUCUGGAUCCCCCAGACAUAACAUGUGGAGAUCCUCCUGAGACUUUCUGUGCAAUGGGGAAUCCCUACAUGUGCAAUAAUGAAUGUGAUGCGAGUACCCAAGAACUGGCUCACCCUCCAGAACUGAUGUUUGAUCUGGAAGGAAGACAUCCCUCCACAUUUUGGCAGUCCACAACUUGGAAGGACUAUCCGAAGCCUCUUCACGUUAAUAUUACGCUCUCCUGGAACAAAACCAUUGAGCUUACAGAUAACAUAGUUAUCACCUUUGAAUCUGGCCGUCCAGACCAAAUGAUCCUGGAGAAAUCACUCGACUAUGGACGAACGUGGCAGCCCUACCAAUACUAUGCCACGGACUGCUUAGAUGCUUUUCACAUGGAUCCAAAAUCAGUGAGGGAUUUAUCACAGCACACAGUCCUAGAAAUCAUUUGCACGGAGGAAUACUCGACUGGGUACAUGACAAAUAGUAAAAUAAUCCACUUCGAAAUCAAAGAUAGAUUUGCUUUUUUUGCUGGACCUCGGCUUCAUAACAUGGCUUCUCUUUAUGGCCAGCUUGACACCACCAAGAAGUUAAGAGAUUUCUUUACCAUCACAGAUCUGAGGAUAAGACUGCUUAGGCCAGCAACUGGUGAAAUAUAUGUAGAUGAGCAACACCUGGCACGCUACUUUUAUGCAAUUUCAGACAUAAGGGUAUAUGGAAGGUGUAAGUGCAAUCUUCAUGCUACUGGCUGUAAAGAAGAAAACAAAAGACUACUUUGUGAAUGUGAGCAUAACACAACGGGCCCAGACUGUGGAAAAUGCAAGAAGAAUUAUCAGGGCCGACCAUGGAGCCCUGGUUCUUAUCUGCCUAUACCUAAGGGCACUGCUAAUAUCUGUAUACCCAGUAUUUCCAGUAUUGGUAAUCCUCCAAAGUUUGAUAGGAUAUGGCCGAAUAUUUCUUCCCUUGAGGUUUCUAAACCAAACCAAGUUGCUCCCAAAUUAGCUAUGUCAACUGUUUCUUCUGUUCAAGUUGCAAACCACAAGAGAGACUGCGAAUGCUUCGGGCACUCCAACCGGUGCAGUUACAUCGAGCUGCUCAAUACGGUCAUUUGCGUGAGCUGUAAGCACAACACUAGAGGUCAGCACUGCGAGUUAUGCAGGCUGGGCUACUUCAGAAAUGCUUCUGCAGAGCUGGACGAUGAAAAUGUGUGCAUAGACUGUUAUUGUAACCCUUUUGGUUCAGUCCAUGAUCGCUGUAAUGACAGAGGAUUUUGUGAGUGUAAGGAGGGAACAUCAGGGCCUAAAUGUGAUAAAUGUCUGCCGGGAUAUAUCUGGCACAGCUUGGGCUGUCAACCCAACGUGUGCGACAAUGAACUCCUGCACUGCCAGAACGGGGGAACCUGCAUCAACAACGUGCGCUGCCAGUGCCCGCCGGCCUACACGGGCAUCCUGUGCGAGAAGCUCAAGUGCGAGCGGGACCCGGGGGGCUGCAGCCAGAGCUCGGGCCGGGGGCCGCUGGCGCCGGGGCCCGGCCCGCUGCUGCUGCCGCUGCUGCCCGCGCUGCUGGCGGCCUGCGGCUGCUGA
Hirundo rustica (Barn swallow) is the source of this 2245-nucleotide messenger RNA. It is a transcript of the gene NTNG1, whose product is annotated as netrin G1. The record is from RefSeq and is a predicted model, not a curated record. The transcript is spliced from 10 exons. Gene Ontology annotation, molecular function: cell-cell adhesion mediator activity. Bases 497 to 2245 code for a protein of 582 amino acids. NCBI's taxonomy places the organism in Eukaryota, Metazoa, Chordata, Aves, Passeriformes, Hirundinidae.